This is a messenger RNA of Periophthalmus magnuspinnatus, 2206 nucleotides long. RefSeq names its product protein mono-ADP-ribosyltransferase PARP11-like. The record is from RefSeq and is a predicted model, not a curated record. The coding region runs from base 141 to 1124 and encodes 327 amino acids. The transcript has 8 exons. Gene Ontology annotation, molecular function: NAD+ poly-ADP-ribosyltransferase activity. NCBI's taxonomy places the organism in Eukaryota, Metazoa, Chordata, Actinopteri, Gobiiformes, Gobiidae.
UAAACACAAAUCAACGGUUGCUAAUAAUCUGUAACAGCUAACUAUAUGAAAUGGCAUUUAAACGGAGUUUACAUUUAAUAGAUGGAGAGGACUUAAGUUGUUAAGAAAACAAGGCGAGAUAGACAGUCCUAGUUUCCGCAAUGUUUUCAAUUAAAUCAUCUGAAGAGGAAUCCUCAGAGAUGGAGGACAUGGAUACCUCUGAGACCAACUGGUGCUGGUUCUACCUGGCUGAAUGUGGAGUAUGGCAUAUGUUUGAGAUUGAUCCCAGUGCUGCAUGUUCUGUAACAAGUGCUCAAAUUGAGCAGUGUUACAAUAGAAACCAGCGUGGAGUAAUGGAGUUCUAUACUGCCAAGUAUACCUACAGGCUGGAUUUUUCAGUUAUGAGACAAAUAAAUGUAACCACUGGGAAGCAAAGGCCAAUCAAACGCUCUCUCCAAUCUGCAACUGGAUUUCGGUUUAUAUGUGAUAAUCUUGCUCUGCCUGUUCCCUGUCACUGGGAACGAAUCAACACGGAUGAACCUUAUCAGCUCAUCCAACUUGGUCGAGACACAUAUGAAUUCAAAGAAGUAGCUCGACUUUAUGAACGAACUAUGGACCAUCCGAUCAAAUCUGUACAAAGAGUCCAAAAUCUCGACUUAUGGGAGUUUUUCUGCAGGAAGAAAACACAACUGCGAAAAGUGAAACGUACUCUGGAUAUUGAAGAGCGAAUGCUGUUUCAUGGCACAGGACACAGUAAUGUACAAGCAAUAUGUACCUUUAACUUUGACUGGCGACUAACUGGAAGUCAUGGAGAUGUCUAUGGUAAAGGAAGCUACUUUGCAAGAGAUGCGAAAUAUUCUAGUAAAUUCUGCCACACUACAAACAAACACAAUACCACCUUACAGAGACAUGGACUCACUCCACCAAUAUUUGCUAGUGAGCCUCCUUAUAAGACAAUGUUCCUGGCAAGGGUUCUAGUUGGAGAAUUCACUGUUGGACGUCCACUGUACUGCAGACCUCCCUCUAAGGAUGCAAGCUUUAUCAACUUUUAUGACAGCUGUGUGGAUGACUUGGCCAAUCCAAAGAUAUUUGUGAUAUUUGACAGCAAUCAAAUAUAUCCAGAAUAUAUUAUUGAAUUCUACUGACACUUAAACGAGAUUCUGUUCAUGAUGAUCCAUUUUGGGAAGAUUUUGACCAUUCAGAUGUGGGUCUAAAACAGGGGUCACCAACCUUUUUGCCCUAAUGUAGCUGUGGUUACAGUUGUAGCUUACCAUCACCAAGUGUGAAGUGAAUGGAUGAUUCAAUGUAAAGCACUUUGAUUCUUGAAAGCUGCUAUAUAAAUCCAAUGCAUUCCUUCACAAGUUGGAGGUUACAAUUACAUUAUUCUCAUUUUGAGCAAAUUAUUUAGCUAUUAAAUUGUAAGUAUUUAUUUGAUAUAUGACAUUUGUGUUUUUCUGUCAAUGUAUGUAUUUGGUGUAUGAAAACACAAACUUAUCGGGGCAUAAUUCUCUCAAACUCACAAUUUGGACCAGAGGACAUAUAUUUAAAAUAUUAAUUUUGGUUUGGUGACUUUAGCAGCUUGUAACUUUGUGGCCUACCACGGAGCAUUGAAAGAGCAUUUUUAUUUUGUAGGAUAAGUUCUUGUGUGCACCUGAGAAAGUUACACAGGAUACAAGGUUGGUGACCCCUAGGUAAAAGAGCCGUGUAUGCCUUAAGGGAAUAUUCAACAACUUGAAGAACAUCAAGGAGAGUGUGCAAUCACUCUGCCAGACAAUUGUUUAUUUAUAUUAUACAUGAUACAAAGCUGUCUUUGUGCCCCUGCAGUACUCAUGUCAUGUUAGCCGUGUUAGUCUGAAGAUUUUAAUGUGAGCAUUUUUAGAUUGGCCUUAAAAGUGGCACUAAGAGCUUUCCGCAACUCUGCACUGUGCAGCAUGUACCCGCUUCACUCAUUAGUGCUGUGGUUGUUUGUGGCUUAGUUAUUGAGUAUGGAAUAAUACUUUUGUAAUUAUUUCAAAUUACUUUUAACUGCCCUUUCUGUGAAAGGAUUUGUGUAUACUGUGUAUAUGUUGAUUUUUUUUUUUUUUUUUUUUUUUCAAUUUUGAUAAAGACAUGAACAUUCAACUCAAAUAUGACUCAAAUGUGUGACAAGAACAGAACACCGAUAAUAGGGAGACCACUUUCCUGUUGUGGGGUUGUUGACUCCUGGAGAUGUUAUUGGUUUGCCUAG